AUGGCGAAAGAACCACUACUGCAGGAGGCCGGCGACCUCACAUCGCACUCUGGGACGAUGGCAGGGUUCCAGACGAACAUUGUGAUCGAACACGCCCAGACCGAGCCCAAGCACUCGCAAGCUGACCCCUACUAUGUCAUCCUCUCUCAAACAAACAAUGACGUCAUCUGCAUUUCGGAUGUACUAGUGUCUAACGGCAAGAUCUCCGGUGCUUUCUACGGCGACACCGGAUACAAGUGCGGUCAAUUUUGGUUCGCAAGCGAGAACCGCAUCGGCUCUGACUUCGAGGCGCCGCGAUGUAUCUGGCCAGACGCCAACCACAACAACGACAUCAACGCUCGUGCCAUUAGCUUCCACCUCAACGACAUGCAGCCCAACGAAGAUAAGCUGCAGCAGUAUUACGAAAACCUCGACACCCUCUGCAACAGCACACCUCGUUUCUCCUUCUAG
Messenger RNA from Colletotrichum higginsianum IMI 349063, 450 nucleotides. RefSeq lists its product as uncharacterized. The transcript is spliced from 2 exons. The record is from RefSeq and is a predicted model, not a curated record. The coding region runs from base 1 to 450 and encodes 149 amino acids. NCBI's taxonomy places the organism in Eukaryota, Fungi, Ascomycota, Sordariomycetes, Glomerellales, Glomerellaceae.